GUCAUCCGCCCCAAUAAUACAUUGAUCGUACGAAUCUCACGGUAAAACCCACUGCACCGCGGCAAAUCAUCCCUUAAUCUACCACCCGCAGUGUGAGUGGAUCCCCACCUCAAACAAGCUUAAGUAUUAGACUAGACUAGCCACCGUGAGACGAAACACCAGAACACUUCUAGACCGGGAGAUGGGCUCCACCCCCUGUUUGAGAUGAAGUGAUGGACGUAUAUUGUGGGUGUUAUAUAGGUGGAUGGGGGUGGGUAUAUAAGGACGACAUCGUCACCACAGUACUUACCGACAAACCAGCCCAGAAACUUCAAUAUCCAAGAAACAAAGAGAAAGAAAGAAGAAAGCAUAAGAAUCACCAUGCAGACUAAAUCCCUCCUCACCAUCCUCCUCAGCGCCGCUCUGGCUGCUGCUACCGUUGACCCGGCUACCUCGAACACUAAGGGCAAGUGUCCUGGUACUUAUAACUGCUCUGCUGCCAAAACCUCCACCGCCAUCCAGGCAGCUGAGUGCUCCCACAACACUCGUACUUCCGGAACCCAAACCUUCGCCGUCUUCGUCACCGACCACGAGUAUGAUUCCUCCUACGGCGCUCCCUACGGUACCUGCAGCGCGUACACUUGCACCGCGCCGACGGAUAGCGAGAUGACGGAUGAUGAUGAUGAUUGCUGGACUUUCUUUUGGAACGACAACGGCGAGUCCUCCGGCGUUGGCACCGGAUGUAUUCGCAGCCCUGACGACGGUACUUGUGGAUGUGAGGACUCUGAUGGAACUUUUGUCUAUGGCGGAACGGAUUGCUCUUAGGUUUCCCUUCCUGGGAGUAUUUGAUCGAGUGUUGAGUAGAAG
Aspergillus vadensis CBS 113365 is the source of this 846-nucleotide messenger RNA. RefSeq lists its product as uncharacterized. Lineage: Eukaryota; Fungi; Ascomycota; Eurotiomycetes; Eurotiales; Aspergillaceae. The transcript has 4 exons. The record is from RefSeq and is a predicted model, not a curated record. The coding region runs from base 361 to 804 and encodes 147 amino acids.